ACUGAGCCACCCAGGCACCCCUAAUUUUCUUGGUCUUGCCUUUGUAGCAAAAGUUCUUAAUGAAGUUCAGCUUACCCAUAUUGAGUUGGUUUUAUCUGUGGUAAGGGUCACAGUUUUGCUUUGUUUUUGCGUACUGAUAGGCAGUUCUCUUGGGUCUCAUUUGUUGAAAGGGGCAGGUACCUUUGAGCAGAGCGGGUUGUGCAAGCCCAGGGCCGUUCCGCCAGCAGUCGGCCUGCAUAGGGUUGAGCAGAAUGCGGUAGCGUGCUGGUGCUCCAUGGUGAGCAAAGGAAGGAUGGGCGGAUUACCAAGGGCCUUGGUCCGGCCUCAGUUCGUUUUUGGGGAUACUUUGUACCUCGGUUGGGUUUUUUGUGGCGACUCCGGGCGGUACUACGAUUCCCAGCAUGCACUGCGCGGGCCUGCCCUCUGCGGGGGCAAAGCUAGACAGACCUGGAAGUGUGGCUGCGAGGGAAGGGAUGGGACACGGUUUCUAGUACCAAGAUCGAUUUCUCAGGGUUUUGGCCUGUGCGAAGGACUAGCAAGCCGAACCCUGAGAAGUACCACUUCCGCCCUCUGGUCCGCCGUAGCCUCUCUCACGGAUCGCUACCCGACUCGUUUCUUCCUCGAGUUUCCCGCGGGCACUAACCCUUGAAGAGGACCAACCGUAGCCGAGAGUUUUGCCGGCCGGGCCAACCAGAGGCGAGAUUGAAGAGGCGGGGUGGGAGCCGCCACAGUGUCCAGGAGAGAGUCCAUUUCUCCUGUAAAGGGCGAGUCGCUCCUGCUGGGGCCCGGAGGGGAGCAAAGGAGCUGCAGGGGGUUUUGGAAGCGGAAGGACCCCUCCCCGAUCCGGUGGGGACCGCGGCGGGGCCGGGCUUACCUUUCAGGGUUCCCCUCCAGGUGUCCAACCCCAGCCUCGGCCACCAUGUCGCACCAGACCCCUCUGGGCACCUCAGUGCCACACACCAGCUGCUUAGACCUGUGGAGGGAAAAGAAUGACCAACUAGUUCGACAGGCCAAGGUGGCUCAGGACUCGGGUUUGUCUCUGAGGCGACAGCAGUUGGCUCAAGAUGCACUGGAAGGGUUCAGGGGACUCCUCCAUAGUCUGCGCGGGCUUCCUGCAGCCGUUCCUGUUCUCCCCUUGGAACUGACUGUUACCUGCAAUUUCAUUACCCUGAAGGCGAGCCUGGCCCAGGGUUUCACUGAGGACCAGGCACAGGAUAUCCAACAGGGCCUGGAGAGAGUGCUGGAGACCCAGAAGAAGUUGGGGCCCAGACUGGAAUGUGGGCUCAGGGGGCUGUGGGACUCCGUUCUCCAUUAUUCCACCCUUCUCCUGGAGGUGCUCCCUGCCCUUCACCACCUGGCUGGCCUGCAGGCUGCCAUCUGGCUAAGCACUGACUGUUUGGGGGACUUGACCUUCUUGCUGCAGACCUUGAAUGGCAACCAGAGUGAGGCCUCUGAGAAUCUUCUGCUGCUUCUGAAAACUUGGAGUCCUCCAGCUGAGGAGUCAGAUGUUCCACUGACCCUGCAGGAUGCCCGGGGCUUAAGGGAUAUCCUUCUUACAGCUUCUGCCUAUCGCCAAGGCCUUCAGGAGCUGAUCACAGGAAGCCUGCCCAGGGCACUGAGUAGCCUACAAGAAGCAGCCUCAGGUCUAUGCUCACGGCCUGUGUUGGUCCAGGUGUACACGGCUCUGGGGACCUGUCUCCGUAAAAUGGGCAAUCCACAAAGAGCUCUGCUGUACUUGGCUGCAGCCCUGAAAGGGGGAUCAACAUGUGGUCCCCCACUUCUGGAGGCCUCUAGGCUGUAUCGGCAACUGGGGAACACAGCAGCAGAGCUGGAGAGUCUGGAGCUGUUGGUUGAGGCCUUGAAUGUCACUCACAGUUUUGAAGCCCCUCAGCUUCUCAUUGAAGUAGAGUUACUACUCCCCAGACCUCACCCAGCCUCACCCCUUCAUUGUGGCACACAGAGCCAGGCCAAGUACUUGCUAGCAAGCCGAUGUUUACAGGUGGGAAGGGCAGAGGAUGCUGCAGAGCAUUACUUGGACCUACUGGCUCUGGUGCUGGAUGGCUCAGAAUCAAAGUUCUUCCCCCCGCCUUCCCCUCCAGGGCCUUGUAUGCCUGAGGUGUUCUUAGAGGCAGCUGCAGCACUGAUCCAGGCUGGCCGAGCCCAGGAUGCCUUGACUGUAUGUGAGGAGCUACUCAGCCGCACUUCAUCUCUGCUUCCCAAGAUGCCCCAACUGAGGGAAGAUGCCAGAAAAGGAACCAAAGAGUCACCACACUGCCCAUCCUGGGUCUCUGCAACCUACCUGCUUCAGGGUCAAGCCUGGGUGCAGCUGGGGGCCCCAAAAGAGGCAAUUAGUGAAUUUAGCCGGUGCCUUGAGCUGCUUUUCCGGACCACACCUAAGGAUGAAGAACAAGGGCCUGCUUCCAAUGGUGAGAAGGAGUGUAUAUCAGAUGUGGCACUACAACAGCUUCGGGCAGCUGCCCUGAUUAGUCGUGGACUUCAGUGGGUGACCAUUGGCCAAGAUACCAAAGCCCUACAGGACUUCCUUCUCAGUGUGCAAAUGUGCCCAGGUUAUCAAGAUGCUUCCUUUCACCUGCUUCAGACUCUGAGGAGGAUGGAUCGGAGGCAUGAGGCCACUGCUCUCUGGUGGAGGCUAAAGGCCCAAACAGAGUUGCCACAGGAGAAUGCUGCAUGGUCUCUCCCCCUGUACCUAGAAACAUAUCUGGACUGGAUUCAUUCCCCUGACCGUGAAACCCUUCUUGAGGAGUUUCAGACAUCUCUGCCGGAGCCUCCUGAUCUGUAGCUGCCACAUUUUAAAGAGCCUGAGCUGGGGCUCCAGUGGCCCAUUUUUCCGUGGGGAGGGCUUUCUGCUUUACCAUUCUUGAGGAGUGUGGGUGAAAUGGAUCAUUCCAGUAUAAGUCUGGCAUUGGUGAAGUUGGUAGGAGUCCUGCAAAAUUUGGCCUAGUUACUGCCAUUCUGGUUCCUUUGCCACCAAAAAGGCAUUAACUUUGCUAUGACUGACAUCUUUUUUCCUGUAUUCCUGUUAAUUGUGUUGAGUAAAAUGCAUAUUUAUCUCUUA
Molecule: messenger RNA, 3076 nt
Organism: Neogale vison (American mink)
Lineage: Eukaryota; Metazoa; Chordata; Mammalia; Carnivora; Mustelidae
Gene: FANCG
Product: FA complementation group G
Exons: 14
Coding region: 920-2800 (626 amino acids)
Biological process (GO): interstrand cross-link repair
Cellular component (GO): Fanconi anaemia nuclear complex
Molecular function (GO): protein binding
Source: RefSeq, a predicted model, not a curated record